Messenger RNA from Mesocricetus auratus (golden hamster), 4568 nucleotides. It is a transcript of the gene Slc26a5, whose product is annotated as solute carrier family 26 member 5. Gene Ontology annotation, cellular component: membrane. Gene Ontology annotation, molecular function: bicarbonate transmembrane transporter activity; oxalate transmembrane transporter activity; chloride transmembrane transporter activity. The record is from RefSeq and is a predicted model, not a curated record. NCBI's taxonomy places the organism in Eukaryota, Metazoa, Chordata, Mammalia, Rodentia, Cricetidae. Bases 11 to 1780 code for a protein of 589 amino acids. Gene Ontology annotation, biological process: transmembrane transport. The transcript has 15 exons.
GGCCUUCGCAAUGCUGGCAGCUGUACCUCCGGUGUUCGGCCUGUAUUCCUCAUUUUACCCUGUUAUCAUGUACUGUUUCUUUGGAACCUCCAGGCACAUAUCUAUAGGCCCGUUUGCUGUUAUUAGCCUGAUGAUUGGUGGUGUGGCCGUUCGGUUAGUGCCAGACGAUAUAGUCAUCCCAGGAGGAGUAAAUGCAACCAAUGGUACAGAAGCCAGAGAUGCAUUAAGAGUGAAAGUCGCCAUGUCUGUGACCUUACUUUCGGGGAUCAUUCAGUUUUGCCUAGGUGUCUGCAGGUUUGGAUUUGUGGCCAUAUACCUCACGGAGCCUCUGGUGCGAGGCUUUACCACCGCGGCCGCUGUGCAUGUGUUCACGUCCAUGUUAAAGUACCUGUUUGGGGUUAAAACAAAGCGGUACAGUGGGAUCUUUUCAGUGGUGUAUGUGGUGAUGGGAACUGGCAUUUCCGCAGGGUUUAACUUACAAGAGUCCUACAGUGUGGAUGUGGUUGGAACUCUUCCUCUAGGACUACUUCCUCCCGCCAACCCGGACACCAGCCUCUUCCACCUCGUGUAUGUUGAUGCCAUUGCCAUAGCCAUCGUUGGAUUUUCAGUGACCAUCUCCAUGGCCAAAACCCUGGCAAAUAAGCAUGGCUACCAGGUUGAUGGCAACCAGGAGCUCAUCGCCUUGGGGAUCUGCAACUCCAUCGGAUCUCUCUUCCAGACCUUUUCAAUUUCAUGCUCCUUGUCUCGAAGCCUUGUUCAGGAGGGCACAGGAGGGAAGACACAGCUUGCAGGCUGUCUGGCCUCCCUAAUGAUUCUUCUGGUCAUAUUAGCCACAGGAUUCCUCUUUGAGUCCCUGCCCCAGGCUGUGCUCUCCGCCAUUGUGAUUGUCAACUUGAAAGGGAUGUUCAUGCAGUUCUCAGAUCUGCCCUUCUUCUGGAGAACCAGCAAAAUAGAGCUGACCAUCUGGCUUACCACCUUCGUGUCUUCCCUGUUCCUGGGGCUGGACUAUGGGCUGAUCACUGCUGUGAUCAUUGCCCUGCUGACUGUGAUCUACAGGACACAGAGCCCGAGCUACAAAGUCCUGGGACAGCUCCCCGACACGGAUGUGUACAUUGACAUAGAUGCAUAUGAGGAGGUGAAAGAAAUCCCUGGAAUAAAAAUAUUCCAAAUAAAUGCCCCAAUUUACUAUGCAAACAGUGACUUGUACAGCAACGCAUUAAAAAGAAAGACUGGAGUGAACCCAGCACUCAUAAUGGGGGCAAGAAGAAAGGCCUUGAGGAAGUAUGCGAAGGAAGUGGGAAACGCCGGUGUGACCAAUGCGGCCGUCGUCAAAGCGGAUGCAGAAAUGGAUGGAGAAGAUGUUAAGAAGCCCGAAGAAGACGAUGAAGUAAAAUAUCCCCCAAUAGUCAUCAAAACAACAUUUCCUGAAGAGAUGCAGAGAUUUAUGCCCCAGGGGGAAAAUGUUCAUACUGUCAUUCUUGACUUUACACAAGUCAAUUUUAUUGACUCUGUUGGAGUGAAGACUCUGGCUGGGAUUGUGAAGGAAUACGGAGAUGUUGGUAUUUAUGUGUACUUAGCCGGAUGCAGCCCACAAGUUGUGAAUGACCUCACCCGCAACCGGUUUUUUGAAAAUCCCACCUUAAAAGAGCUUCUGUUCCACAGUAUCCAUGACGCAGUCUUAGGCAGCCAGGUCCGAGAGGCGAUGGCCGAGCAAGAAACCUCAGCUCCACCUCCCCAGGACGAUAUGGAGCCCAAUGCUACAGCCACGCCUGAGGCAUAAAGGAAUUGUAGACAUUUUAAGUAGGAGACUAUGGGUUUUCUCCCACCCACGCCCCAGGAAAUGUUAGUAGUUGAGGCUUGACUUGGAGGGUGAAUGGUGCAUAGCAAGAUGUAUCUCAUUCUUGAGUUUGUUUUAAUUGGAUAUUUCAAAGAUGAACUGGCCUUUCGCAUUUAUGCAGUGGCACUUCUAUUAUACCUUAGUGCUAUCUUUGCUUUGUUUUUUAAUUCUCACUUCUGAUUUAUUAUCUAUAACCUUUAGAAACUAAUCACAUGAAACUACACAAUUAGCAAAUACCUUGAAAUCUGUAUAUAAAACAUAACUUCUAAUUUCAAAAUCUCAUUUAUUAGUGUACUACUCAAUCUUUGAGAGAGAGAGAGAGAGAGAAAUGGCUCCCAAGCUAGUCUUACACCAUUCUUUACAAAGGACGACUAUUCUUCUAACUGCAGGAACACAUCCACCCACACACCAAUCUCAAAACAUUUAAUUGUCUUGGUCAUGUACAUUUCCAAGAUGAGAUUUUAUAUUUCGCUCCUACAGCUUCUGGUUCUGGGAAAAGCCAUGCUCUCCUUUACUAAAGGAAUUUGGUCCAGGUGAUGUUGCAGUGUCCCCUCCAAUAUCCUUCAUCCUCAUCUUUGCUUCUGGAGGCAUUUCUUCUGGUUCACGAUCGUCAUCUUCACUGAAAGCUGCUGCUACUGAAAGGGUUUUUGGAGCAAGAGUCGGAACUGUUUCCUUAGGCUUAUUUGAUGGAGAUGGCUGAUGUGUCCUUUGCCUUCUGACCACCUAGGGCAACUCCAAACCUGGAGAUUUUCGUGAGCUCUGUUGGGAGGUCUGCAGCAGUAGCUUCUCCCGUUACUGCUUUUCAGCACUGCAGUUGGAACGUUCCCCUCCAUUGCUGGGAGAAAGUUGUUUGCCCAGGGUUUUUUAUUUCUUCAGUGGCUCCAGCUUGUUGUGGCUUGUCAGUCUUCUCUCCUACCUUCUUUCUCUCCACUUUCUUCUCCACUGCUGCCUCGCUGCUUAGUGUUAUCUUUGUAAGAUGAGCACUUAAACGUUUUUAAGUAUUUUACUUAGGACAUACUGUCACCAGAUGGUUAGUGGUUCCUUAGUUUUGUACUUGUUUGGGAAUAGACUGUCUGCAACCAGUUUCCUUACAGAAGAGGAAAUCUAAAAUAGUCUAGAAGUUCUGGUUUUAAAAUAAUUUAUUAUUACAGAAUUGAUGCAAGUGCAUUAUGGAUAAGUUGAGAAUCAGACAAAGAAGGAAACAAAGCAUCUCCUCCCCACUCAGAUGACCACCACUGGAACUUUAAUGAGCAUCCCUCCAGGGGCUUUCAUAAACAUACGAAGUGAAUGAUUUUGUUAGUCUGUCCAUUUCUGUCUAGCUCUUUCAUUUCGCUUCCAUUUAUUAGCUGGUCAAUCUCUAUAGUUUUCCUUCCUCAACUUGAACGAUUUGGUCAUCCUUAAACAUAGCUGAAUGUUCCAUGUCCAUUUAAUUAUCAACUUCAAAGUAAACUUGGUAAUUUUUAUAAUUUUAACGUAUUUCAUGACAUUGUAUUCUUUGUGAAGCUCCAAGUGUCACAGUUGUGACCAGUAAACUUCAAUAUGAAUUUUGCCUUUGUUGUUGAUUGUGAAAUAGCAUUAAAAACCUUUAAGGUCUUUGAAACCUAAGCUAGGUAUAGUUGGUUAUCUUCCUCAGAAGCCUGUAAGUUAUUAUGUUAAUGAUUUAUUACACAGCCUAUGAGUACAAGACUUCUCUUACAUUCUUUAUAGUUAAUGUUUGGAGGCUAAGGGGAGGCUUUAAGCCGAUUUCAUCUUUAUUUUUGUUGUUAGAAGCUCAAACUCACUAUACAGCCAAGGUUGGCUUUAAACUCAUAAUCCUCCUUUGGCCCCAUGAACACUGGGGUUCUAGGUAUAUGCCAUCAUACCUAGCUUUUUCUUAGACUUCUAAUAUCAGUUUAUUCUCAGUAAAUCAAAGCAUAGGCCAACCUGUGAAGUUCUUUCUGCUUAAGAGUUGUUGGGGUUUUGUUUGUUGUGUGUUUUGUUUCUAGAUGGGUCUCUAGAACUCACUGUGUAACUGAGGAUGACCUUGAACUCACGAUCCUCCUGCUUAAGUAGUGCUAGAAUUAGAGGCCUGGGCUGCCAUGCCCUGCUAAGAAUUGGUUAAGAAUUAGUGAUUUUAACUUUGUUGUUGUUUGCCAUGCCUUCUUAUUGUCACUUUAUGUUGGUGUUCAUGAAGAUACUGCUAGGAAAGUGGUCGGGUUAGAAGUGGAUUAAGAGGAUAUUCAGUCUCUCAGUAACUUCACUACCACUCAGUGGAGGCCGCUUCCUUCUAGUCCUUUACCCGGGCCUGCACAAAACAGAUUUACAGCCAGGUGUCUCUUUGCAGGCAUCACAAACAAGAUCCCAUACAUCUGUAUUCUGACAGCCCGCCUUCUGCACGAGCACAUAGCUACAGAACUGAAGCUUACAGUAGAAGCCUUUAUAUAAGGGUCUACAUCAUUCUGGCCAUCUAGGUAGAAUGUUUAAAUAUUACAAGCAGUUAACUGUGCAUUCCUUAGCACCAUUCUGAAGUCCUAGUGGCCGGUAAGAAAGAAAUGUUCACCAAAGAACAUUUUAUCUACAUUUCACCUGCUUCUGUCUUACUCCGGUUCUUCCAUUUGUAACUUUAUAAAAGUAGAAUCCAUGUACAUAAAGACAGUUUUUCCCAAGGUUGGAAAUAUAAUUUUAUUAUGUAUCUGAAAAUGUUAAAUGUUUCAUCCCACCUAUAUGUAAAUACAUCCAGGUAUGUUUCUCA